Folsomia candida is the source of this 1459-nucleotide messenger RNA. RefSeq names its product stromal cell-derived factor 2. The transcript has 5 exons. The record is from RefSeq and is a predicted model, not a curated record. Lineage: Eukaryota; Metazoa; Arthropoda; Collembola; Entomobryomorpha; Isotomidae. Bases 603 to 1265 code for a protein of 220 amino acids.
UCAUUUCAUUCAUAGAAAUCCUAUUAACGAUACGACUUAUAUCGAAGUCUAUGCCAUCUGCCAGAAAACUCUGUCAAGUUGUUUCGGAAUAAUAUGCUCAAAGUAGUACGAGAAAAAUAUUGGGGAUCAAAGAUACAUCAUUUACGAAAUUCAUUCUGAAGUUGUUAUAUUUUUUAUCCACACAUAAAGAAUUACAAUUUCAUCCAUGCUAUAUGCAAUACGCCAUAUUAUUUACGUUAUUGUAAAAGUUGCCCAUCAAUACUUAUGUUUUCUACAUCCUGCCACUGCAGUUUGUACAUAAAAGUUAUAUGCAUGUUUUAAAAUAAUGAGCAUAAUUGUUUAAUUUCUAUUUUUGCCAAUGUUAGAAUGCUGGUGUACAAUAGAGCCUAACAGAGGACGCCUUUAACAUGGAGUUUAUCCUUAAGUACGAAUUAUGGAGUGAACACCAAUCCUGUGUUUCAACGUGGGGUCAUGUAAUCUUUACACGAAAUUUGAACCGGCGGUUGAUAACAAUAAUUCUCGUCAUACUUCUUUCUGGAAUUCUGGACAAGUCAUAUCAAUUGUUGUGGGCGUCUAAAGACGAUCAUCGGACAUAAAUAAAGAUGACAACGAGAUCGUUAGCUCUGCUGCUGUUGGGACUUGUACAAGUAUCCCUCAUUGUAGUGAUUGUAGAAUCACGAACAGCGUCGACAGUAACUUGUGGAAGCGUGUUCAAAUUAACUAAUAACGCAUUUAAAAUUAGGCUACAUAGCCACGACAUUAAAUAUGGGAGUGGGAGUGGUCAGCAAAGUGUGACCGGUACAGAUAUUAAGGACGAUGUCAACUCAAACUGGGUGGUGAAAGGAACAAAUAAGAGUCCAUGUACAAGGGGCGAACCAGUUCAAUGUGGUCAGAAACUUAGGUUAGAACAUUUGCAAACGGGAAAGAAUUUACAUUCUCACUUGUUUCAAUCUCCAUUAUCUGGUCACCAGGAGAUUUCAGCGUUUGGCGAGGAGGGCGAAGGGGACUCGGGAGAUAAUUGGGAAAUAGUAUGCCGAGGAGACAUCUGGGACAGAGAUGAAACGGUUCAGUUUCGGCAUCUCGACACAAGUGCAUACUUAUCCGCAAGCGGAAACACAUUUGGGAGGCCGAUUCAUGGACAAAUGGAAAUUGUGGGUUUGAGUCACUCGGACUCAUCAAGUUACUGGAGUACUGCGGAAGGAAUUUUUAUGCAUGCCAAUGAAAUGGGUUCAAAACAUGUAGAACACGAACAUACCGAAUUAUAAUUGUUAGCAAUUAGAAUUAAAUAUUUUGAUAAAUUGUUAAUUUAUUAAAAUUAAAACGAGAAACAGAACCGCUUUAUACCAAACUACACGUUACGUUAAACGUUAUCUAUUUCAAGUAUUGUGUAGCCUAUUAUGUUUCGUAUUGUGAUAUAUUUACCAAGUUUUCCAUUAAAGUUGCUGAUUGUAUUGUAAAA